CCUGCCUAAUCUCUUUAUGAAGCAGCGUUUCGGGGUUUUUGGGAAGUCUUCGAAACAGCUAAGAAAACAUCUCUAGAAUUCGCUAUAUCUCUCUUCAUUCGCCGCCCGGCUUAGAUAACCAAGCAAAGCAACCAUGCCUCGCCGAAGCUCCGGAGGAAGAUCUGCUUCUCGCCCUGCUGCUCGUCCUGCACCAGCACGUGGCCCACCACCUCAACCAGUUAACCAUGCUCCUCCUCCAGCUCCUGUCCAGAAUAGCGGUGGUGGAUCAUUGCUUGGAGGUCUCGGUUCUACCAUAGCUCAAGGCAUGGCUUUUGGCACUGGUAGUGCUGUGGCACAUAGAGCUGUAGACGCUGUGAUGGGACCUCGUACAAUUCAGCAUGAAACUGUUGUCUCUGAGGCCGCUGCCUCAGCUUCUGCAGCCAACACUGUAGGGGGUGCUGAUUCAUGCAGUAUUCACUCAAAGGCAUUCCAAGAUUGCAUUAACAACUUCGGUAAUGACAUCAGCAAAUGCCAGUUCUAUAUGGACAUGUUGGCUGAGUGCAGGAAGAACUCAGGCAUGUUGAGUGCCUAGGUGCUAUAUUCAUACACAGACAAUGGAAAUGGAAUACCAGCUUUGAACUUUUAUCCUCUUUAUCUUAUUUUGAUGCAUAUAAUGGUGAUGGUGAUGGUGAUGAUGAUAUGUUAAAGCGUUCUCCUUAUAUGCACUAGGAUUUAAUGUCAAUAAUUAUUGUGGGAAACUAUUUAACCUGCACUUUUAAAUUUAAUUGUUUUCCAGUAAUUACUAAACAUUUAUUCUCUUCGAUCUUGAUGCUUACAUUUUCAGAAUUGAAUGGUUCAUCUUGAAAAA
Jatropha curcas is the source of this 847-nucleotide messenger RNA. Its product is annotated as CHCH domain protein. NCBI's taxonomy places the organism in Eukaryota, Viridiplantae, Streptophyta, Magnoliopsida, Malpighiales, Euphorbiaceae. The record is from RefSeq and is a predicted model, not a curated record. Gene Ontology annotation, biological process: mitochondrion organization. Gene Ontology annotation, cellular component: mitochondrion; nucleus.